This is a messenger RNA of Leptopilina heterotoma, 428 nucleotides long. It is a transcript of the gene ATPsynE, whose product is annotated as ATP synthase subunit e, mitochondrial-like. The transcript has 3 exons. Bases 108 to 365 code for a protein of 85 amino acids. The record is from RefSeq and is a predicted model, not a curated record. Lineage: Eukaryota; Metazoa; Arthropoda; Insecta; Hymenoptera; Figitidae. Gene Ontology annotation, molecular function: proton transmembrane transporter activity. Gene Ontology annotation, biological process: proton motive force-driven ATP synthesis.
ACCUGAAUACACAACCCUAAUGUGACUGCACCUGCAACCUUCUUUUUUCAACAAUUGCUCUACUGUACAGUGAUCACUGUGAUCAAAAUCAGCUAAAGUCAGCAAAUAUGUCGUCUGUAGAAUUGAAUCCUAGACCUGUACGAGUUUCUCCUUUAAUAAAGGCUUGUCGAUGGACCUUUCUUGUAACCGGGAUAGUCUACGGGAUUUAUAAUCAUAACAAAUUCAGUAAGAGGGAAGCAAUGCUUCGAGAAAUAGAGGAACGAGAGAGGCCUGCAAGAGAAGCAAAACUUGCUGCUGAGAAGAAAAUCCAGCUUGCAGAGGAAAUGAAGAUGUUUGAUGAAUUGUUACAACCUGCAAAAAAGUAAAGUAAUCAUAUUAUUAAGACUAGUGUAAAAAUACAGUUAAUAAAGUAAUUCUAAUGUUCUCGA